This is a messenger RNA of Tinamus guttatus (white-throated tinamou), 1421 nucleotides long. NCBI's taxonomy places the organism in Eukaryota, Metazoa, Chordata, Aves, Tinamiformes, Tinamidae. The record is from RefSeq and is a predicted model, not a curated record.
UGCUGUCUGCAGAGGACCUACAGUCAGUGUGCAUGUUCAUGGAGAGCAGCCUGGGUCGGCUCCACUGGAGGCAGAACCUGGCCCCGCUGCUGCAGCGCCUGGCUGAGACCUUGGCCUGGGUGCUGCGGAACCCCCCAGCCAGCUCCGGGCCCUGGGGCUACGCGGCCGUCAAGGCCUGUCUCCAGCUCUUCCAGGCACUGCCCAAGGACGUGGCCCCCCUGGUGUGGAGCGAGGCAGAGAGGAGCGAGACGCUGCAGCGCGUUUUGGGACUGCUGCUGGAGGUCAUCAUGGGCAAGGCCCCGAACAAGGACACGCGGCUGCUGGCGGGCACCGUGCUGAGCAUGCUGGUGAACACGGCCCCGCAGCCCGAGAGCGGGGCCUGCGCCGCGCGGGCGCUCGUCCAGCUCGCCGAUGAAGGCAUGGGAGAGCUCAGGUUUGGGGAGCUGAUAGUGGAGGCCACCUCUGUCCCCGAGCCAGAUGGGCUGGAAAGGCUGGUGUUGGCCCGAGGUUUGCUCACCUGCUGCAGGACAGACAUCCUCAGCUGCCAGCUGGAGAGCUUCACCCACCAGGCUUGCUUGUUGCUGGAUGUGCUCUUUCCUGCUGUGUAUGCCCUCAGCAAAGAGCGGAGGGACUGCCACUACUACUACUUCCAAGUUUUCUCCCUCUGGCUGCAACGCCUCCAGGAAAGCCUGCCCGGGAUCUGGUGCUUGAAGGGGAGCCGCAUCCUGGCCGAGGACUCAGAUCUCCUCAACCAGCUCAUGCAGCUGCUGUGGAACAACUCUGAGACGCCGGUGGAAGGGGUGUCCGAGUUUAUCCACAGCUCCUUUCGGCUGCUCCUGGAAAUCUACUGUCUCGAGUGCAGGCACUUCGAGGACCAGGAGAGGCCUCUCUACAGACAGAUGCUAAAGAGGGUCAUCUCGAUGCCGUGGCAAGUCAAAGGCAGAUACGUACCUCUGUGUGCCAUCGUCCCCUACGUGGGCAGUGAGCAGGUCCUGGAUGCCUACAGGGACCUGCCGCAGCACCUCCUGAGCUGCCUCGCCACCAACCACCUGUGUCCAGCUGCCACCGAGGUCUACAAGGCAGUGGUGCAGCAGCAGCGAACCGAGGGGCUGGCGGGGCAGAGCGGGGCCGAGGAGGCUCUGGCCGAGCGCUGGGCGCUGCACUGGCUGCCGCUGCUCUCGCGGGCGCUCCGUUCUGCCGUGCCCAUCCUCCAGAGCAACGCUGCCAACCACCUCCUGCCCUGGACCCUGCGCCUCCUCCCGGCCACCUACGCAUCGCUGGCCGCAGAGUUUGGUGGCCAGGAUGUGGCUGCGCUGCGAGCUUGGGUGGCACUGCUCAAAGCGCAGAAGAGCAUCACGGGGACGCUGGCGGUGGAGGGCGAGACGCGGGAGCGCCUGUCGCGCUGCCUGCGCGCUUUGUAG